AUGGAGUUCACCCACAAAGGUGUCGAGCUGUUUGCGAUUGCGUCCCUGGCAGUGGAGGCGAUCUUUGCCCUCAAAGUGCUAUGCCUAGCUUGUUCUUAUGGGCAGCUCAUCAGGCAGAAGGUUCGAAAUGCCGCAGCAGCGUUGGGUAGAUUCGCAUCGCAGCCGUACAUAUCCAGACGGAGCACCGAGGAGAAGAUCAGGUUUGAGGAAGUGUGCCAGCUGCGAGUUCAGAUGAUUCCCUUUUACAUGGGGUGUUGCAUUGUGAUGUCACAGCUUGGUCUCAUUACCGGUCUCUCCCAUGUAACUCUGGAUGGGUGGGUGCAGCCUGGAGGUUACUGGACAUCCUUUGCGCUUUGCGUGGCAAACAUGACCUAUUUGUUCAACCCACGAGUUGUAUCAAAAGCCACCAUGAACUUUUGGUAUGUUUUGCACAUGGCCUUCGGUGCUUUGUUUCUGGCGCCUUGGUCAAUAACUCCCGCGCAGACAUUCAAUGCAUCCCUGGCGGUGCUUGCGCUCAUACGACUGCCUGCGAUACUGUUUGCUACUACCCCUUUUCUGGUUGUUGGUUGCAAUCUGGGAGUUAGUGCUCUGCUCCUUGUGCGCACGAUGUCUGAAACUUGGGCUCCGCCGGCCUGCGACAUUUUGCAGCCAGCGCUUACGCUGCUUUGCGGCGAAGUGCUCGGUCUUGCUUUGACUACUUGUUCGGCCUUCGCUUUGAAUGGGCUUCUGCACCACAAGGUUCGGCGGGACACCCGGCACAAAAACACCACAAGCCAGUUGGUGGCAGCGUCUUCGCUGCUCAGCCUCACCUGCGAUGCAGUCGUUGAGCUUGAUGCCGACCUCCGGAUUACAAAGGACUCUCCUCAGUUGGCUACCAUGUUGCUCAGAGACAGGGCUGGUGCCACCGUGAAGGGCAUGAUGUUUACGGAUCUGAUGCCGACAGAGCAUGAAGCGGAACGAGCCUAUGAGAUACUCUCUGGCAGGAGCUGCACAGAGACGGCUGCUGGCCGGGAAGAAGGUAUCCAUGCGAAUGCCUUCCAUACCCGCCUUGUGGACAGCUGCUCCAGCAAAUUCCGAACAGAGGUUUUCCAGGUAGCAUACAGCCAAGUAGAUGGGCAAGUUCAUCACCUCAUAGGUCUGCGGGACUUCACAGAUCAGACAGCCUUGGCUGGCGAGAAGGCCGUGGACGCCAUGGAGGGCUGUGUUUCGAGCAUGAUCGAUGAAUUCUCAUGGGAGCCAGCGGAGAAGGCAGAUUUCAGGGACCGAAGCGGCGGGGACUCAUCGGAGUCUGAGCCUGGAGUCCAGGAACUGUCCGUGGAUGACUCGGUCUUCUUGUACGUCGACAUGCAAGGCUUGCGUGUGGCCGCUGCGUCCUUGACCGUCGCGCACAUGUCUGGCAAGGACUUGGGGGAGCUUCUCUCCGAGAAUGGGCUCAAGAUCUUACAGCAGAUAUGGGAGGAGGCGACAGGAGAGCAAGAAGACCUGAUGUACCCGCUCCAUCAGCUGAAAAUUCAUUGCAGCGAUGGUCGCUACUCCAAGAUCUCUGGCCGAGUCGAGGUCGCCAAGGCUUCGACGGGGGAGAUCUGCCUCCUGCUCUAUUUCAAGCCCACGCCUCGGAUCCUUCGGAGUUAUUGCCCGAGUUCAGAAGACCCCAUGCCCCAGGGAGCAGACACUGCUUCGGAGAAUGCACCCGUCGUGCACCAUUCCUUGUAA
Symbiodinium necroappetens is the source of this 1713-nucleotide messenger RNA. Lineage: Eukaryota; Dinophyceae; Suessiales; Symbiodiniaceae. The record is from the annotation of a GenBank genome assembly.